This is a messenger RNA of Kalmanozyma brasiliensis GHG001, 510 nucleotides long. RefSeq names its product ATPase, F0 complex, subunit G, mitochondrial. The record is from RefSeq and is a predicted model, not a curated record. Gene Ontology annotation, molecular function: proton transmembrane transporter activity. NCBI's taxonomy places the organism in Eukaryota, Fungi, Basidiomycota, Ustilaginomycetes, Ustilaginales. The coding region runs from base 1 to 510 and encodes 169 amino acids. The transcript has 2 exons. Gene Ontology annotation, biological process: proton motive force-driven ATP synthesis.
AUGUUCGCAAGGUCAACCGCAGUCUUCCGCGCCACCGGCGCGCGCCACUUCUCGGCCUCCACCAGAUCCGCCAACGUCCAGCAGAAGGCCACCGAGGCGGUCAACGAGGUGCAGAAGAAGGCGCCCUCCGCCAUCAACGAUCUGCAAAAGAAGGCGCAGGAGCUCGGCGGGCCCGCGUUGAAGCGCGUUGAGGGUCUGCUUGGUGGCUACUCCGAACCUAUCAAGUACAACCUCUCGGUGGCAUCCAACAUUGCCAAGCAGGUGUACGUUGCCGAAGCGCUCGCACCCCCUACUUCGGUCAACUCGAUCACCUCGGCCUACCGUCAGAUCUACACUCACGCCACCGACAAGGCUUUCUGGGCCAAGCUGCUCACCAAGGGCGACUGGAAGCGCGUCGGCAUCUACGCCCUCGAGGCCUACGGAAUCUUCACCAUCGGCGAGAUGAUCGGCCGCAGAUCGCUCGUUGGAUACAAGCUCGACACGAGCAACCACGGUCACGGCCACCACUAG